ACGUAGCCAUUUCCGUCUUUUCCGGACACGUCAGUCAUCCGCUCGAGCAGAAUUAGCUCCCCGGCGUAGUUUCUACUCCAAAUAAAGCCGCAAUAAUGUCGGCGUCGGUUCUGUCGGUGAUUUCCCGCUUCCUGGAGGAGUACACCAGCUCCACGUCCAACAAGCUGAAAGUGGUGGACGCCUAUUUGUUGUACAUCCUGCUGACGGGAGUGUUGCAGUUCCUCUACUGCCUGCUGGUCGGAACUUUCCCUUUCAACAGCUUUCUGUCGGGCUUCAUCUCUUGCGUCGGCUCCUUCAUCCUCGCUGUGUGUCUUCGGAUCCAGAUCAACCCUCAGAACAAAGGGGACUUCCUGUCCAUCUCACCCGAGAGAGCCUUUGCCGACUUUCUGUUCGCUCACACGGUCCUGCAUCUGGUCGUCAUGAACUUCAUCGGCUGAGCAGCCGCUUAUGUACCUGAUGGCCGCACCCCUCCUGUGGAAGAUGCAGACGAGAGAAGUUAUGGAAAAAUAAAAUCCUCAAGACGUCUCCAUUUUGUACCGCCUGAUUACUACAGUUUGAAUUUUAGUUUUGUUUUUUGUUUUAUAUUUGUCCAUUUUGUAAUUUGCAUGGAGGCACACAAAAUAAAGAUGGCGACACGUUUGA
Messenger RNA from Nerophis ophidion (straightnose pipefish), 642 nucleotides. RefSeq names its product defender against cell death 1 (gene dad1). The record is from RefSeq and is a predicted model, not a curated record. Gene Ontology annotation, biological process: protein N-linked glycosylation. Bases 96 to 437 code for a protein of 113 amino acids. The transcript has 3 exons. Gene Ontology annotation, cellular component: oligosaccharyltransferase complex; membrane. Lineage: Eukaryota; Metazoa; Chordata; Actinopteri; Syngnathiformes; Syngnathidae.